Messenger RNA from Carya illinoinensis, 1993 nucleotides. RefSeq lists its product as uncharacterized. Gene Ontology annotation, molecular function: DNA-directed DNA polymerase activity. Gene Ontology annotation, biological process: DNA replication; DNA strand elongation involved in DNA replication; DNA synthesis involved in UV-damage excision repair. Bases 20 to 1696 code for a protein of 558 amino acids. The transcript is spliced from 9 exons. Gene Ontology annotation, cellular component: delta DNA polymerase complex; nucleus. NCBI's taxonomy places the organism in Eukaryota, Viridiplantae, Streptophyta, Magnoliopsida, Fagales, Juglandaceae. The record is from RefSeq and is a predicted model, not a curated record.
GGAAAAUGAGUGCCCUUAAAUGAUUUGGCAUCACAAAAUCAGCACCCAGAUUAUAUUUUCUCCGGACAGGAGUGAAAGAAGUAUGGCACAACACGAAACCCUAGGAAUACUGGAAGAGAUCGAAUCCCUCGUCUCCGAUCAACUUCAAGUGGUUUCCUACAAGUGGCUGAGUCGCAAUUAUUUAGUUUCAUCAAAUUCUGCGAAGAGGUUGCUUCAGGAGUUUGUUGAAAAACAUAAAAGUGGGUUGGAAGCAGUGUAUACUUUGUCUGGCUGGUUGAAGAAAGAUCCUUCAAAUUACCAUAUAAGGCUUGUUUCUGGCCCUAAACUUGCAGAAGCCAAACAAGAUUUUGAUGGAAAUUGCUCAAUUCAGGUUUAUAGUGUGCAAGCUUGCAUUCCAAAAGAUCCAGCUGCACUUUGGAAUGCUGAAUUUGUACAAGCUGAAGAGCUUUUUAAGCAGCACUUCUCGACUGGCAAUUGCUUGAGAGAUAACAGGUUCUGUGGGAUCUUUAAUUCAUUUGUCAAGUGGAAUGUGGACGGGAUUCCUGUUAGCAAUGCAAAUCAACUGCCCAAAACCAUUGGAGGCCCAGGGCAAUGCAAAAGUGGUAUUGCGUAUGAAAAUACAGUGGCUCCACGAUCUGAGCAAAAUAAAGUACAGCAAUCUAGCAAAAAAGUUGGUCUGCAGUCUCCCAGUGUUGUAAAAGAUGUCAAAAGUGAAAGCAAGAGCACUGGUGUUCAUGGUCAGGAUACCAAGCUUCCUGCAGAUAAAGAGAAAGUCCCUCCCUUGCCUGCUGGAAAAAAGAAUGUCCAGAAUGGGAAAAACCCUUCUGGUGCUGGAGGUUCAUUGGCAAAUUUUUGGGGUCGGGCAUCUGCAAAGUCAAAGCCUUGUGGCCUUGCAGAAGAUAAUAGUGUUAUUCCAGUUAUUCCAAAUCCAACUGUCACUAGUGCUGAGGCUCAAAUAUGUGCUGAUGAAGCUGUAGAGGUUGUCAGCAGUGAUGAUGAUGGCCAAGAUGUCAAUUUUAAGAGAGCCUCCAAUGCCGAAGGAAUUAGAAAAAGGAGGGUUGUAUUUGAUUUCUCAGAUGAAGAUGAAGAAAAUGAUGAUGCAGUCAAUUUAGCAUCACCAGAUAUUCCAAAAGUUCAAUCAUCUCUAGACCAGAAACAAAGUACCAAAAUUUUGGCUUCAGAGAAAUCCAAUUUGAACUUUGACAAGGAAAUAGAAGAUAAACCAAUGGUCAAGGAAGGGAUAGCUGCCAACAAGGAAUCUAACCAACCACUGAAAGAGGACUCUCUAGUUAUCAGCAAGGCCACAAAAGCUGGGACUUCCUCCAAAGAGAGAGUACAAAGUGGUAUUCCGGAAAGGGAUAUGAACAUGAAGGAUACACCAACACUUGCCGUUCCAAAUUCCCCUAAAAGGAGAAAAGUGUUGAAGACACAGAUUGAUGAACGAGGAAGAGAAGUAACUGAAGUAAUCUGGGAGGGUGAAGAGACAGAAGCAAAGAAAUCUAACAGUAGCACAACAAAGAAAACUGACAACUCUACAUUCGACAAUACUAUUAGCAGGCUUCCUGCAACGAAAAAGUCACCAGCAAUGGGAAAUGCUGCCCCAUCCAAUCCAGCAGGCAAAGCGGGAAACAGGAAAGCAGGGAACUUGAAAGAUCCUAAGCAAGGCAACAUUCUUUCGUUCUUCAAGAGGGUGUGAGACGUACAAAAAAAACUUGAGCGAAGUACCACUGUGAAUACAGAAAUGUUUAAUUGAUGGUUCUUCAUAUGCGAGUCUUGAUGUAACUAUACGGUUUCGUUCAGUUGCUUUGCUUUGAGGGGGAAUCCAUGUAUUUGCUAGAUGAGUCUAGGAUUAUGUUUGAUGGGUCUAAUCUACACUUCAAAUUAAGAAAAACUAAAAGAAGAUGGCAUCAUGGUUUUCCUUGAUAUUUGGCUCUGGGAAUGGCAUCAUUGGUGGUCGAUCUCUUAGCUAUGUGAAUCAACGAAUUUAGCAUGA